Molecule: messenger RNA, 2135 nt
Organism: Tupaia belangeri chinensis (Chinese tree shrew)
Lineage: Eukaryota; Metazoa; Chordata; Mammalia; Scandentia; Tupaiidae
Gene: KASH5
Product: KASH domain containing 5
Exons: 20
Coding region: 203-1888 (561 amino acids)
Biological process (GO): chromosome localization to nuclear envelope involved in homologous chromosome segregation; homologous chromosome pairing at meiosis; spindle assembly
Cellular component (GO): lateral element; nuclear outer membrane; chromosome, telomeric region
Molecular function (GO): dynein complex binding
Source: RefSeq, a predicted model, not a curated record
CUUACUGUUCUGGUGGGAAACCGAGAGCGUGCUGCUCACUCCCGCCGACGUACCUGCAGUUCGUCGUUCGUGGCCUCGAGCUGUGUCCCGAGACUAGGACGUGACUCCAGGAGCAGCAGCAGCGGGUCCUUUUCCUGUGCCUCCGCUUGAUGGAGGGAGGCUGGUAGCUGCACUGGCAGGUGUGGAGUGGCAGAGGCGGCCCAUGGACCUGCCAGAGGGCCAAGCAGGUGGCUCUGUUUCAGAAAUGUACCUCUGGGAGCAGCCCGAGACAGCCAGCCCGGGGGCGCUGCUCAGCUUAGAGGAGCAAAUACUGAACUCAACGUUUGAAGCUUGUGACCCUCAGAAGACAGGCACUGUGGCUGUGGCCCGAGUACUGGCCUACCUAGAGGCUGUGACAGGCCAGGGCCCCCAGGAUGCGCGGCUCCAAACGUUGGCCCACAACCUGGAUCCCCGUGGGGAGGGCCCUCGGGCCACCGUGGACUUGGACACCUUCCUGGUCGUCAUGCGGGACUGGAUUGCUGCCUGUCAGCUACAUGGGGGAUUAGAGCUGGAAGAGGAGACUGCCUUGGAGGGAGCCCUGCCCGCCCAGCAGCUGCCAUCUGGAUGCCCAGAAGUGGAGGAGCCAGCCAACCUGGAGAGCUUCGGAGGCGAAGACCCUAGACCCGAGCUUCCUGCCACCAUCGACCUGCUGAGCAGCCUGGAGGACCUGGAGCUCAGCAACCGCCGUCUGGCUGGGGAGAACGCCAAACUCCAGCGGAGUGUGGAAACCGCUGAGGAGGGGUCAGCUCGCCUUGGGGAGGAGAUCUUGGCUCUGCGCAAGCAGCUUCGCAGCACCCAGCAGGCUCUGCAGUCUGCCAAGGCUGUGGAUGAAGAGCUGGAGGACCUGAAGACUCUAGCCAAGAGCCUAGAGGAACAGAAUCGCAGCCUUCUGGCCCAGGCCCGGCAGAUGGAAAAGGAGCAGCAGCACCUGGUGACCGAGAUGGAGACGCUGCAGGAGGAGAACGGGAAGCUGCUGGCAGAGAGGGACGGCGUGAAGAGGAGGAAUGAGGAGCUGGCCACAGAGAAGGAUACUUUGAAGCGGCAGCUCUGUGAGUGUGAACGCCUCAUCUGCCAACGAGAUGCCAUCCUCUCUGAGCGCACGCAGCAUGCAGAGAGCCUGGCCAAGACUUUGGAGGAGUACAGAGCAACAGCCCAGGAACUGAGGCUGGAGAUCUCACAGCUGGAGGAGCAGCUGAGUCGGACCCAGGAGGGGCCAGAUGAGCGACCUGCAGGGGCUCAGGUGAGAAGAGUGGCCUGGACCGAGCUGCUGCCCCAGUCACUGGGCUUGGAGAUCGAGGCCAUUCAGCAGAAGCAAGAUAUGGCCGCUGCUGCUCUCUCCAGCCCUCUGUGUGGAGUCUGGCAGUGUGAGGAGGUCUUUGAAGAGGUGGAAGAGGAAGCUGAGUUUCAUCCUGAAGUCCCUGCUAGGGGUCAGAGAAACUUCCAGGGAGAGCCAGCGUGCCCUGGAGAAGGAAGAAGUGAGCCGUCCAUGUGGUUGCCCAGAAGAGAGGACGAGGAGUCGGCGAGCAAGGCCACGGUCGAUCUCCCUAUUUCUCAGGGAGACCCUUCUCCUGGAGACAGCCCAGGAAGCCCUCCCAAGAGCCCUGCCGAGCCAGAACUCCAGCAAGCCCUGGUGCCCGUGUCAGGGGAGCUGGGCCUGCGGAGGAGGCAGCCCUGGGGCCAGCUCUGCCUGCCCAUUCAGCAGCUCAGGGUCACUCAGCCUCCGCUGAUCCCAGCCCCAGUCCUGGGCCUGCUGCUGCUGCUGCUGCUGUCUGUUCUGCUGCUGGGCCAGCCCGCAUCCCCCACCUGGCCCCACCUCCAGCUGUGCUACCUCCAGCCGCCCCCAGUGUGAGGGUCACCCUUCCCCUCAGGACAGUGUCGAGUCGGGUAAUUCCCCGGGGCUUAUCCUGUCAGGCCUCCGCAUGGCACUGGUGCUUGGGCUUACCCGUGUAAGUGUGUACCGCACUCAGUACAGGGGGUCCACUUCCCCACAUGGUUUGAAGUCUGUUUCUCCAUGUCUCCGACUACAUUUCUCAACAACAGCGGCACACGGCCAGCAGCAGAGGGUUUCCUCACAAAGCCAGGCAGUGUGGACCAGG